Penicillium chermesinum is the source of this 834-nucleotide messenger RNA. RefSeq lists its product as uncharacterized. Lineage: Eukaryota; Fungi; Ascomycota; Eurotiomycetes; Eurotiales; Aspergillaceae. The record is from RefSeq and is a predicted model, not a curated record. The transcript has 5 exons. The annotation marks the transcript as partial.
AGACUGUCCUCCUCUCAGCAAGCCUUAACGACACCCCCAGAUAGCCCCACGAAGGAGGCAGCUACGUCUCAAGCUAUCGUGAAGAACCUGAAGUAUCUCUUUGGUGUGUUUCUUGAAAAGGUGCUCGAUCUUACCAACCAAAAACCUCCAAGCUUUCCCGUCUCCCUAGACCAGUCCUGGUCUCCACCAGGCCCUGACACGGUUCUGCGGGUGCUGGAAUGUGCUUCAGCUGAACUUUCUAUGGCAAAUAAGCCUGCGCAGUCUUCUUCUGUAGGCGAUGGGUUUGAUCUCAAACAUACUAUCUGGACAACACCGGAGGACUUUCGAUCGUUUGAGAAGUGGGCAUCUACACCCCAAUUCAAGAUAGUCAAGAAAACCUGGGACAAAGAAUCAUGUAAUUACAAGAUCGCCGAACCAGUGGAGACCAGCGAUGGUUUUGACGAAUAUGCUGAAUAUGCAUUCGCUGUGAUGCCGUAUAUAGACAUCAAAUCGAAAGAACUGUGUGACAUCCUGCAAGAGGUGCUGUACGAUGUCAAAGCUAUUAGUCUGAUGGAGGACAAGCUAUCGAGCUCUACAGAUGCGCGGAGAGCACGGACAAUAGUUCGGGCUAUAGAUCGGCAGCAUCGGAGCAUCUCUGUUUGCUUAUCAACUACCUCAAGCAAGCAUAUACAGCUAUCUCGCAGUGUCUCUCGUGAAUAUUAUAGCAUGGUCAUAUUACUUAUGACCUUCUUCGGGCGCUUUUCAAGCCUGGUUAUCAUAUUUAUACUAUAUAUAUUAGCACAAAAGAGCUGUAAUAUGUCAAAUCAGCACGGGAGAAGGAAUAAUCUAAAAUGA